AUGCAGAAGGACACUGGCCCACUAAUGACUUUACGUUGGUUUGGCUUUGGCUAUGUAGCAUUGGUUGCUUCUGGUGGGAUAAUUGGCUAUGCAAAAGCAGCUACAUCUGGGAUCUUGGCUGGCAUUAUGGGAAUAAGAUUCUAUCACUCUGGAAAAUUUAUACUUGGAGGUUUAAUUGCAGGUGCCUGUUUCCUGAUGGUCGCCAAAGCUGGAAUUAGUAUGUUGAAUAGACACCCCAUCAGUAGUAAUCAUGUCCCAGCUUAGACUCAUGAAGAAUUAAAAAUCUUCAAACUUCCACUAUUUUAAAUGAAUUAAGAGAAAUGAGUGCAGCAUUUUAACAUAUUGUGACAUUUUACUUAAAAAAAAAAAACAA
Molecule: messenger RNA, 373 nt
Organism: Cynocephalus volans (Philippine flying lemur)
Lineage: Eukaryota; Metazoa; Chordata; Mammalia; Dermoptera; Cynocephalidae
Product: transmembrane protein 14C-like
Exons: 2
Coding region: 1-264 (87 amino acids)
Biological process (GO): regulation of heme biosynthetic process
Cellular component (GO): mitochondrial membrane
Source: RefSeq, a predicted model, not a curated record